This is a messenger RNA of Ceratotherium simum simum (southern white rhinoceros), 1657 nucleotides long. It is a transcript of the gene PPP2R2C, whose product is annotated as protein phosphatase 2 regulatory subunit Bgamma. The record is from RefSeq and is a predicted model, not a curated record. Gene Ontology annotation, molecular function: protein phosphatase regulator activity; protein binding. Gene Ontology annotation, cellular component: protein phosphatase type 2A complex. NCBI's taxonomy places the organism in Eukaryota, Metazoa, Chordata, Mammalia, Perissodactyla, Rhinocerotidae.
CAUGGCCCGCGCGCCCGGCGCAACCUCUGCGGAUUGCAUCGGUGUGCGGCGGCGGGGCAUGCCCAGGGCACCAGGCACGGCCUUCAAUGGGCGAGGACACGGACACGCGGAAAAUUAACCACAGCUUCCUGCGGGACCACAGCUAUGUGACUGAAGCCGAUAUCAUCUCUACCGUCGAGUUCAACCACACCGGAGAGCUGCUGGCCACAGGCGACAAGGGUGGCCGGGUCGUCAUCUUCCAGCGGGAACCAGAGAGUAAAAAUGCGCCUCACAGCCAGGGCGAGUACGACGUCUACAGCACCUUCCAGAGCCACGAGCCGGAGUUCGACUAUCUCAAGAGCCUGGAGAUAGAGGAGAAAAUCAACAAGAUCAAGUGGCUCCCGCAGCAGAAUGCCGCCCACUCCCUGCUGUCCACCAACGAUAAAACUAUCAAAUUAUGGAAGAUUACUGAACGAGAUAAAAGGCCCGAGGGAUAUAACCUGAAAGAUGAAGAAGGGAAGCUUAAGGACCUGUCCACGGUGACGUCACUGCAGGUGCCUGUGCUGAAGCCCAUGGACCUGAUGGUGGAGGUGAGCCCAAGGAGGGUCUUUGCCAACGGCCACACCUACCACAUCAACUCCAUCUCCGUCAAUAGUGACUGCGAGACGUACAUGUCGGCGGACGACCUGCGCAUUAACCUCUGGCACCUGGCCAUCACCGACAGGAGCUUCAACAUCGUGGACAUCAAGCCAGCCAACAUGGAGGACCUCACGGAGGUGAUCACUGCGUCCGAGUUCCACCCGCACCACUGCAACCUCUUCGUCUACAGCAGCAGCAAGGGCUCGCUGCGCCUCUGCGACAUGCGCGCAGCUGCCCUGUGUGACAAGCACUCCAAACUCUUCGAAGAGCCUGAGGACCCCAGCAACCGCUCCUUCUUCUCGGAGAUCAUCUCCUCCGUGUCGGACGUGAAGUUCAGCCACAGCGGCCGCUACAUGCUCACCCGGGACUACCUCACGGUCAAGGUCUGGGACCUAAACAUGGAGGCAAGGCCCGUAGAGACCUACCAGGUCCACGAUUACCUUCGGAGCAAGCUCUGUUCCCUGUAUGAGAACGACUGCAUUUUCGACAAGUUUGAAUGCGCCUGGAACGGGAGCGACAGUGUCAUCAUGACCGGGGCCUACAACAACUUCUUCCGCAUGUUUGACCGGAACACCAAGCGCGACGUGACCCUGGAGGCCUCCCGGGAGAGCAGCAAGCCGCGGGCCGUGCUCAAGCCGCGGCGCGUGUGCGUGGGCGGCAAGCGCAGGCGGGACGACAUCAGCGUGGACAGCUUGGACUUCACCAAGAAGAUCCUGCACACGGCCUGGCACCCGGCCGAGAACAUCAUCGCCAUCGCGGCCACCAACAACCUCUACAUCUUCCAGGACAAGGUGAACUCCGAGAUGCACUAGGGGCACGGAGCCCCGUCCCGCCCGCCUGUGGCAGUGUCCGCGACACGCCGGUCAGACAGCAACUCGAGGAAAGGAGGAAGAUGGCAGCGGCACCAAGGACAGCCGCAGGAGUGGCCUGGCCGGGCAGUCGGGAACUUGGGCCCCGCACCUCCCCAGCUGCCCUAGGCCAGACCGCCUUGGCCGGUAAUCGUUUAAAGAAAGGAAAACCGAGGAUUCACAGCCACAAA